AUUUGAGUACGUUUCCUCGUCGACGACGACGACCAAAUUUUUCCCAGCGCUGUGCACGGUGCUUGGUGGCUGGCUGGCAAAACGCAUCUAAGCAAAUCAGAUGAGAAAAAAAAAUCACAGAAAAUAUACAGAAAAACCAGCAGCAAAUUUCAACCGAAAUGAAAUUGUGCGAAUUUGAAGGAUUUUAUUAGAAAUUGUGCAAAAUUGUGUGGUCUGCCGAAUUGAAAAAGCUACAAAUGAAACGCACAAUGCAGCAAAAUGUCAAUUGAAGUGUAGUGAAAAUUGCUUUGCACACACACACACCCACAAAAGCAAACGCAUACGCAUAUGCAUACAUAUAAACUAAUAACAACAAAAACGAGGAAAGUGUAAAAAAAAUCCUACACCCCGACACUCACCCUAAUUUGUGGUGAAAAUAAAAGUGUUUUUUUCGAAAGGAAAAAAUAAAAAAAUUGCAAUAAAUUAUAUGCAAAAUGCGCAAAACUAAUUUAGUGGCCGAACGACAUCGUCGAAAUCUGCGUAAACGAUGAAACGUGGCUAUAAGAGAAGACGAAAGGGGGUUUGGCCGAUACAAAAGCUGUGCUAAAGUCGGCGAACCCACGAGAAAUUGACUAUAAACUAGCUAAGCUAUAUAGCGAAAAUAGCAGUGAAAUUAUAAUAAAAAUAAUUAUAAAAAUAAUUAUAAAAAAUUAUUAAAAAUUAUUAAAAAUAUGAAAAAAGAAGAAUUAAACAAGAACAAAUUACAAAACCAGGCAAAAAAAUUACAGUGCUCUAACAAAAGUAUAUAUACACACAACGCCAAUAAAUAAAUCAAGCAAAUUAAGGCGUCAAUUAAAUUUACGUAUAAAAAAAUACAAAAACAAACGAAGAAACAACAAAGCAACAGCUCAGGCGCGGUGCUACGAGGCAAGUUAACCACAGAAAAUCUAGUGGGCAGCAGCGAUAAAGCUGAAAGUGGCAGAAGACAGCAGCAGUGAGCCGAUCUAACGACGAUGGCUCGUGGAUAAAGCGAAAAGCAUACCUAUAGCAAUUAACAGCAACAACAUUGAAAUUAAACAGUUGUAAUAAAACUGAAAAGCCAAUAGAAUUAGAAAAAAUUGAAAAUAAAAAUAUUUAAAAAUAAAAUUUAUUUAAAAAUAUUCAAAAAUGAAAGGAAAAAGUUAAAAAAAAAUAGACGAAAAUAAAUAUAAUAACGGUAUUCCACUACUGCGCUUAAAGCAAGCAGCAAGUAAAGCGAAAGGACACAGGAAAAAAGCGAAGUAGCAGAAAACUCGAAAAUUUCACUCAAACGCCCACGCAUUUUGCACACAACAAACACACAGGCACGUAUACAAAAACAUAAACAACAAUAACAAUAACGACGACAAGCAGUGAAGUGAGACAACAGCAGAGUCCAGUAUAAAAGGAAGAAGGUAGAAUAAAAGGAAGAAGAAGAAUCAGCCACAAAGCGGAAUAUUCAAACAAGCAAAGGACGAAACGACGAAAAGCUGGACUAAACACAACAAAAAAAAUCCAGUAACAACAAAGGGAAGGAAGCUUACACACACGCUUAUUUAUACAUACAUGUAAAUACAAGUAAAAUAAUACAACAAAAACAACAAGAGAAACAGUGAGCAAAGCGAUCGCGCGAAACAGUUAAAGGCAACUAACUGACAACUAACAGUAAAAGCAGCAUCAACAACAAUAAAAGUUAAAUAUUAACAACAUCCAACGGUAUCCCUGUCGUUAACAACAAUUACGGCAGCUGCAACAACACAAACAAGCGUCAUUUCGAGUGAAAGUAGCUGCCACAUAAGCGCAUCGCAGGAAGGUCGUGUGGCGUGGGCACUCACGCAGACACACACAGCAACAAAAACACCGACGCACAUUUCCACUAUUUUACACGCCCGCGAUUCGCAAGCAAACACGCACUCACGUCGCAGCGGAAAUAUCAUUUGGAUCAUGUUUAGAACGCUUGUUUUGCUUCUUCAUGUGCAUUUGGCGCUAGGUGGCAACGAUGAUACGACAUCGGCAUGGCCAAGCUUAUCGGGCGUACACAGCGAGGUCAAGCACGGUUCGGCGCGCCAGCUGUUGGGCUCCAGUUUUGUGCGCGACAGCAUUGCGCUGCAGCGUCAGCACCAGGAACAACAGCAGCGUCUCUUUCGCUCGGGCGCCAGCAGCAAAGCCGUCAGUGGCGACGCGAUCGCACUCAAGCAGAAGCAAACGCCACAGGAUGCACACGCGCAAUAUCAUCUAGGCGAACAUGAAGACGAGGAGGAUUUUCAUCCGUCGGACUUUCCGCCACAUGAGCAUCCCGAUGCCGAUUAUUUCGCGCAAUACGCACCGGAACUCUACACUACCGAGUCACAGCAACAGCAGCCGCAGUCUGCACAUAAAGCGAAUGUCGCUGCAACACAGAAUAAUGCUGGUGGCGGUGGCACCAGGCAUCGUGAUAUUGGUGCGCGCAGCGGUAUUAGUCGCACGGAUCUGUAUGGUGUGCGCGAAUCGGACGAUCGUCUCGGUGAGAUGACGCGUAGCCGUGAAGGUUAUAUGAGUAUUCGGCAGCAUAAGGAGAAAGUCUUUCGACCGCAUGUGAAUAUCGUGCGCGAUGAGGGUCACCUGAUGAGUCCGAAUGAUGGCUAUGCGCACACCUGUCAGAAUGUGUGCGGUGACACACAGUGGCUAUGCCUCAGUACAUGUACCUGCAUUGAUCAGAGUGCGCGUUGCGAUAAGAAGAAUGAUUGCGACGAUGGCGCUGAUGAGUUCGAUUGCGAAGUGAUUGGCGAUAUGUUGCAUAAAUUGCAGAAGGACUGCGAACAGACGGGCAUGCAUGUCAUGUGUCCGCGCACAUAUCGUUGCAUCAACAAGGAGUGGCUGUGCGAUGGCGAUGAUGACUGCGGUGACUAUUCGGAUGAGACGCAUUGCGGUGCGAAUGUGGCGCGUACAAAUUGCUCGGAUGAGGGUAUGUUUGAAUGUCAAAAUGGUUUCUGCAUACCGAAGCAGUGGGUUUGUGAUGGGGAAAACGACUGCAAGGAUUUCUCCGAUGAAGCGCAUUGCAAUCGCACGAGUUGCUCAGCCGAGCAUUUUACCUGCAAUGACGGCUACUGCAUUUCGAUCGCCUUUCGUUGUGAUGGCGAACGUGAUUGCAAUGACAACUCCGAUGAGCUCAAAUGUCCCGCGGUCUUCAAUCGCUGUCCGGAAGGCGAAUUUAAGUGCCGUGGCAGUCAUGGUGGUCCGAGCGGCCAAUGCAUAUUGAAUCGUUUCCAUUGCGAUGGCGACAAUGAUUGUGGCGAUUGGAGUGACGAAGAGGAUUGUCCACAAAAGCCAUCCGAUUGCACGACCAGCGAAUUUAAAUGCACCGACGGUAGUUGUAUACCGCGGCGCUGGAAAUGUGAUAAGGAACAGGAUUGCGAGGGUGGUGAAGAUGAACACGACUGUGGUAAUAUGAUAGGGAGUGCGCCGACCAAAUGUGGACCAGAUGAAUUCACAUGCCACAACGGGCGUUGCAUACUGAACACUUGGCUCUGCGAUGGCUAUCCGGAUUGUUCGUCUGCCGAGGAUGAGGUAGAAUGUCAUCUGCAGUGUGAUCCCGGACAAUUCCUAUGUCCAGCCAAGAAGAACAUCACAAAUUUGAAAAUUUGUGUGCAUCAAAAGCAUGUCUGCGAUGGGCAGAAUGACUGUCCGUUAGGCGAAGAUGAAGUCAACUGUCCACACCCACGUACCUGCGGCGAGAACUCACGUUGUGAGCAAUUAUGUAUUACCACAGCGAAGGGACGCGAGGAAUGCGCUUGUAAUCUUGGUUUUCUCAUGCAUGAAAACCGCAGGAAUUGCACCGAUAUCGAUGAGUGCCAAUAUAUAACGAGCCCCGUUUGCUCGCAAAAAUGUGAGAAUACACACGGUUCAUUCAAAUGCUCCUGCGAAAGCGGCUACGUCUUACGUCCGGAUCUACGCACUUGUAAAGCGCUCGGCGGCGCAAUGACUUUAGUUGUGGCCAAUCGUUGGGACAUUAGGCGUGUACAGUUAAGCAAUAACCGUUACUCGGCUGUAGUAAAGGGUUUGCACAACGCAAUUGCGCUUGAUUUCCAUUAUCGCAAAGGUUUACUCUUUUGGUCGGACGUUUCUACGGACGUCAUUAAAAUGGUACACAUGAAUGGUUCACGGUUGCGAGACGUCAUCAAAUGGGGUUUGGAAUCUCCUGGUGGUCUAGCUGUCGACUGGGUACAUGAUCUACUCUUCUGGACUGAUUCCGGUACGCGACGUGUUGAGGUUUCCAAUUUUAUGGGUACGCUACGUGCAGUUAUAGCAUCAAAUGAUCUGGAUAAACCGCGCGCCAUUGUUAUACACCCGGGCGAGGCGUUGGUUUUCUGGAGCGAUUGGGGUCCUAAUCCGAAAAUCGAACGCGCUUAUAUGGAUGGCUCUCAGCGGCAAGUCAUUAUCUCGAAUGGUGUGACAUGGCCCAAUGGGCUCACCAUAGACUAUCCCAGUCGCAAGAUAUAUUGGGCUGAUGCGAAACAGCAUGCUAUUGAGUCCUCGAAUUUUGACGGCACUGAACGCGUCAAAAUACUGAGUACACAUUUACCGCAUCCAUUUGCGCUAACCAUCUUCGAAGACACUAUGUACUGGACCGAUUGGAAUACGAAAACUGUUUCGGCAGCAAAUAAAAUUACCGGAAAGGGUUUCCGUUCGGUGCAUGAGAAUUUCCACUUCCCAAUGGAUAUACACGCUUACCAUCCAGCGAGACAACCUGAUUAUCCGGAUCGCUGUCAGAAGGACAGACGCGGUUUACGAGGCGGUUGUUCGCAUUUGUGUUUGCCAAAUAAGCUUGCGCGACGUUGUGGCUGUCCCAUUGGUUUAUCAUUGAAGGAAGAUGGUAAAACUUGCAAAAGCAUACCCGACAAACUUGUGCUCGUCGCGCGUCGAAAGGACAUACGACUACGGCAACUAAAUCCCAAGUCAUCUGCUUCAAAUGAAGUUGAUAUGAUUCUACCUUUGGAUUAUAUGAAGCACGCUGUCGCACUGGACUGGUGCAGCGAAACGGACUAUAUCUAUUGGACCGAUGUGGAGCGAAGCACCAUUAAUAAGGCGCAUCUCAAUGGUAGCUACCAACAGCGUGUCGUGCAUUCCAAUCUCGUGUCACCAGCUGGUUUGGCUUUAGACUGGAUUACCGAUAAACUUUACUGGACCGAUCCGGCAACUAAUCGCAUUGAGGUGGCAACGACGAAUGGUAAGAAGCGUACGCUGCUAAUUUGGGAAAAGCUCGAUAAGCCACGUGACAUUGUCGUGAAUCCGAUAGAGGGCAUCAUGUUCUGGUCGGAUUGGGGUGAACAUGCUAUGAUAGAGCGCGCUAAUAUGGAUGGCAACGAACGCGGAAUUGUCGCUGAAACAAAUCUGAAAUGGCCGAAUGGUUUGGCCAUAGAUUACGGUCAACAACGUUUGUAUUUUGUGGAUGGCGGUACGAAAACGCUGGAAAGCAUGGACUUUGAUGGCGGCAAACGUAAAACUAUACUAAACAAUCUUGGGCAUCCUUUCGGUUUGGAUAUUAGCGAAAAUCGCGUAUUCUGGACAGAUUGGGAUAACAAGUCCGCAUUCAGCGCCGAUAAGCUCACCGGUCAGAAUAUCACUACAAUUAUUGCGAAUACCAGCGAUUUGAUGGAUAUACGCGUGUUUCAUCGCUCACGUCGAAGUAUACAGAAUGCUUGUGGUUCCAAUAACGGCGGUUGUUCACAUCUUUGUCUGCUGAACCCCACGAGUUUCACAUGCGCCUGUCCUGUAGGUGUACAACUGCGGAGCGAUCUACGCACAUGUGCCGAGGGUCCCAGCCGCUUCAUCAUCUUUGCGCAUCGCAUCGAUAUUCGACAGAUCUCCCUGGACUUCGCGCACUUCAUCGAUGUUGUGCUACCGAUGCCACCGAUUGGAAACGCCGUCGCUUUGGAUGUAGACUCUACAACUGGCGUCAUCUAUUGGUCCGACUCUAAGCAGCAUGUGAUUAUGAGUUCCACGCCAGAUGGUUUAAGUGUACACAAAAUUAUUGGUGAAAGCUUGGAUAACCCUGAUGGUUUGAUUGUGGACUCCGUUGGCAAAACGAUCUAUUGGGCCGAUGCUGGACGUCACACCAUCGAGGUCGCUAGCUUGGAUGGUAAAAAUCGUCACUUGAUCGCCUAUAAAGAUCUGGAAUCACCACGUGGUUUGGCACUAGACUAUGAAGCCGGUCUACUAUUUUGGACCGAUUGGGGUCAUUAUCGUAAGAUUGAACGUUCUCACAUGGACGGCGAGAGUCGACAGCGUAUUGUCACCUCGAAUCUCGGUUGGCCGAAUGGUUUAUCAUUGGAUUUGAAAACGAAACGUAUCUAUUGGGUGGACGCGCAAUUAAAGACUAUCGAUUCAUGUGAUUAUACUGGUAAUCAGCGCAAAUUGAUAAUGUCAUCGCUGCAUCAUCCGUACGCGUUAGCCAUGACGGAUGAGCAUAUCUACUGGACUGAUUGGAAAUCGAAAGCUCUGCACAUGACAGAUCGUAGAAAUAUUACCGCGAAAAAGGAGAUAAUGACAAAUAUUGACGGGUUGAUGGAUAUUAAAGUGAUAACGGUUAACAAAACACAACCGGAAAAUGUCUGCGGCUUGAACAAUGGUGGCUGUUCGCAUCUCUGUCUGAGAAAUCCAACCGGAUAUUCAUGCAGAUGCCCCAUAGGACUCAAGCUGAAGGAGGGUAGUACUAGUCAAUGUCAGACGUUGCCAGAGGAAUAUCUACUCAUUGCACAACGCUCUGGCAUCGGUAUGAUAUCACUCAACAUGCCCGACUACAUGGAUGUCGUACUACCCAUCAAUGCAGUGCAUGGCGCAGUAGUGCUCGACUUUCAUUAUCGUAAGAAGUCGCUUUUCUUCGCCGACGUUAACUCAGAUGUUAUAAGACGUGUGGAUCUCACCAAUUUGUCCGACAGCAAGACAAUUGUCAACAAGGAACUGCUGACACCGAAUGGCAUAGCGAUCGAUUGGAUUGCGGAUAACCUCUAUUGGUCCGAUACGGAUCGAAAAGUCAUAGAAGUGGCGCGUUUGGAUGGUAGUUGUCGUAAAGAGCUCGUUUCCGACGAUUUAGGUGACCCUCGUUCGCUGAUUGUGCAUCCACGCAAAGGAUAUCUCUUCUGGUCCGAUUGGGAUGCGCCAGCGCGCAUAGAACGUAGUCUCUUGGAUGGCACGAAUCGCAGUAUGAUUGUAACCGAGAAUCUGGGUUUUCCUACCGGUCUUACGCUGGACUUUGACAACCGACGCCUAUUUUGGGCCGAUGCGCUUGAAGAUAACAUUGCAUCGGUGGACUUUAAUGGCAAGCGUAGAACGAAAAUCAUCGACUAUGCGCCGCACCCGUUCGGUCUCACAAUGUUCGAUAACAGUAUCUACUGGACCGAUUGGUAUAACAAAUCCGUCUAUCGCUCAUAUCGCAAAGGUCGCGGCUACAGCAAUCCCGUAGAAAUACGCGACUCAUUAAACGGUGCACUGGACAUACGCGCUGUCUCAAUUAAACGUCAACCGGAGGAGUGGAAUCAAUGCGCACAAGAGAAUGGCGGUUGCACGCAUCUCUGUCUCUACCGUGGCGCGGACUAUGUGUGCGCAUGUCCCGAUCAACCCGAUGAACAUGAAUGUAAAACGACACCGAAAUUUGUGGUGCCACGUCCGAAUGUUGGCGACAAUUCUCCAGAUUAUGCAGAAGAGACCACAGAUGGCGAGGGCAGCUCAACGGAGCAUGAAGAUGAUAAUUAUAGCGCUAGCUCCAAAACUAGUAAGCGUGAGACACUCAUACUCAUCGCUAGUGGUGUGGUGAUUCUUAUGCUCAUCGUCAUCAUAGCGGCUAUACUAUUUCUCAUGUUCAAUUCGAAGCGCAAUAAGACGAAAAGGCAUGCGCGCGGUUCCAGUCGCUCGGUGUUGACCUUCUCAAAUCCCAAUUACAAUGUGGAUGGCACACCGAUGGAGCCAAAGACAAAUAUUUGGAAACGCUUUAAGUACGAUAAAUCACAUGAGCGCGUCUACGAAGAGCGCAGCAUGACCACCGAGACAGCAUCGUCGAGUCUCUUUGUGCCGACGCCAUCACCAAUGGCAUCGCCAUCAACCAAACUAACGACACUCUCAACAAUAACGUAAACCAAGGAGCACUGUGACGCACACACAAAGCGUGUAAUGUCCACACAGAGGAGCAUACUACAAAAGUAAUGGAAAAACAAAUACAAAUAAAAGCGAAACGCUAAAUCAGAAAACUGCGCAGAAAAAUUAACUACAAGUAAAGGCAGCAGUUUUUCCCAAAAAACAAAUCAAACUGGGAGAAACACAAUUCUAAAUAUAUACAUAUGUAAUAUGUAACGAAAGUAAAGGAUAAAUGCAAGCAUAGUUGUUAGUGUAGCGGAUAUAGUAGAGACAUGUCUUAUAAAAAAUUUUUAAUAAUUGUUUAAAUGUCAACUAAAUAUUUUAAAAUUUGAUUUUCAUAUUUUCGAAAAACUAAAAACAGAAUUAUAACGUAUAUAUGUAUGUAUAUUUAGAAAAAAAAACUAUGUGUGUGUAAAUAUUUAUUAAAAGUAGAGGAAAGUAAAGGGAAUGCGGACAAAAUGGAAAGUGCGAAAGUUAGAGAGAGAGAGCGCAAUAUAUAUGUAUGUACUUGAAGAGAGAGCGAGUUAUGUAAAUGAAUUAAUAUGCACGGUUGUUUCUAAACGAAAUGAAAUACUAUUACAUAUUUACAUAUUUACAUAUAUAUAUGUAUGUGUGUGUGUGUGUAAAUGUAUGUAUGUUUAUAUUAGCAAGCAAUCGUUUUAGUUCGUAUUGAGUGCAGAAGUAAUGUAAAAUAAAAAUUAUAUAACUGAUUUCAACAAGAAGCUGUUAAAAUUAUGCCGUCAACUGCACCGACUCUUCACUACACUGUACAAAAUAUUUAGUAAGAAUUCAUAUUUUUUCAAAAAAUAAGAAUAUUUUUUUUAAUUUUUUUUUUUUGUAAAGUAUAACUGUCAUGUUUCUGCAAAAACAUAUUGAAAUGAAAAAACUGAGAACUGAAAUUUCUGGAAAUAUUAUUGAGAGAAUAAUAAUAACGUACUGAAGCAGCCCAAUGACUUUAGCAAAGCAUUUUUCAAAACAACAAAUAAAGUGGAAAGCGCAAAAAAUCACUGAGCGACAAGAACCAAAUAAAAAGAACACAGAAAUUAACUAACAAUAAAAGCGAAAAACACACAAAAGCAAAAAUUAAAUAAAAAACCGAUUUUUUAUUAACAAAAAAAAUUUUCCUAUUUGCAACACUGAACAAAACCUAAAAAAAAAUCAGCGACAAACUACAAAUAAAACGAAAGUACUGAGCAAAACAAAAAAGUUACAAGUAAACAUGAGUUAAAUGGAAUAAUGAAAUAAGCAGCAAAACAAAAACAUAAAAACCCCAUACUGUAUGUGUGUUGGUAAACAAAUGUUUGGUUAAAACGCAUAGUUAAGCGAAAAAUGUAUGUCAAAACGUCUAUAACGGCAUUUAUAUAGAGACGGUUGAUUAAUUAAAGUUAAUUGUAAAUAGUGAAUAUUAAAACCGUAGCGUCUCAAAGGCAUAACUGCAAGCAAAUACAACAAAUACAUACAAAUUAUUACAAAAACAAAGUAUUUGUCUGUUUGUAAUACAAAAAGUGUCAAAAUAGCAGUGUAAAGAUUCUUUAGCCGUAAAAGUGAAAAAUAACAAUUAAAAAGAAAUGUGAAAACAUGAAAAUUCGCCUAACUAAGUAAUUAAGAUUCCACAAUAAAUAAUAAAUAAAGAAAUAAAAAAGAAAAUAAUCUUAAUUAUUAUAAAUAAAAUGUUAAGCAUGUAAAUGAUGAAAAGUUACUCGUUGUGCCGCAGCAGUAGCGAGUAAAACUGUGAAUUUGUGCCAAAAACAAUUUAAAGAAACAGUAAUUAAGUUAUAAUAAAAAAUAAAA
This is a messenger RNA of Zeugodacus cucurbitae (melon fly), 9897 nucleotides long. RefSeq names its product low-density lipoprotein receptor-related protein 4 (gene Lrp4). The transcript has 19 exons. Gene Ontology annotation, molecular function: calcium ion binding; protein binding. NCBI's taxonomy places the organism in Eukaryota, Metazoa, Arthropoda, Insecta, Diptera, Tephritidae. The record is from RefSeq and is a predicted model, not a curated record. The coding region runs from base 1942 to 8106 and encodes 2054 amino acids.